CGACUGGUGCGACUUUGCAACCACCAAAAGAUCCGUCAUCAACAACAACUUGAUUGGGAUCCAUUGCCCUUGAAUUCAUCUAUCAUGAGACAGACCACCAGCUCCUAUCGACUAAUCCUUAUUGACCUGCAGUUCCUCUUCUCAACCCCAAGCUUUCACGUCUCUACUGGUGGUCUGAUUUUCUCAUCAUCUUGCGACUAGCUCUAGCUGUUUCACGUGAGCAAGCGGCAAGUCACUCGUCGCGCCUUUACUCCGAGCCGCCUUCUAUUGAUCCUUCCUCUUCACCGUCUACCAUAAAUCUCUCCCGACGUAGAUAUCUGUCAGAAAUCCCAAUCUCGCUUUACACUUGAGCUUUCUCCUGGUUCUUCUAUCCUCUACAUAGCCCGACCCCACACCGUUGGAUGGAGCCGUCAUGGCCCAGCCUGGAGACCAUCUUGUCGACCAGAUCGCGCAGCUAAAUGCUGCCCGUAACCUUGUCCUCGGAGAUGCCGCAUUUUACCCUCAGAUCGUGAAUGGAGUUCUCCCAAUUAUCGGUGCACAGGCGCGAUUGGAGUUGCGACGAUGGGGAACCGAAUUCUUAGCCGAAACAUUCGCUAGCCCUGCAUUUCCUGCAGCUCAGAAGGAACAGUUGACAACAAAUGUAUUGCAGACAGUACGGAAUAUUCUGGAGCUUCCGGAGGGAGAUCAAUUGGUCUUGGAAAAUAUAGUUCAGACCGCUGCCAGUUUGUAUCCGCUGGUUUUUAGGCAUAUUAUCAACAAUGCGGAAGCCAAAGAAGCCUGGGACAAUAUGUCAGCCAUUAAGCAGGAUAUCUUACGCAGAUGGGAUUCAUUUCCGCACCCUGUGAAAAUAUGCUGUAUCAAAUUUGUUCAGCGAGUCGUUCUAGUGCAAACGCAUGGCUUAAUAUCAGAUCCCAGGCGGCCUGAACAAAACGAAACGUCGUUGGCCAUCGUUCCUCGAAGUCACCCCAUCCUCUCUCUCCCUAACCUAGAAGCAGAAGCUUCCGGUUUGUUAGAUAGGCUCUUGUCAGUCUUUCAAGAGGAUGCAAGUGAUCCUCUCCUUGUAAACGCGACGCUUAACAGCCUUGCAGUUCUUAUCCGAACACGCCAGUCCGUUGGCAACAAAAUCAUAAAUGCAAUCUUGAACUUUUUCCCUGCGAGACAAGCGCGCUCACCGGUAACACCUGCCGUGCGAGUUGGCGUCAAGUCGAUGGAGCGGACGACACGAGCAUUGCUGAUAAAUAUUAUGAAGAGGAACCCUAGUCAUCCUCUUGUGGGAAGGAUGCAGCAACAUAUCGAGCGUUUAAUGCAAUCGCGUAUUGAAUCUGUAGAAGAUACGUCGCGCAAGCGGGGACUACCUUCUGAGCCAACAGAUGGUCUUGAUGUUGCUAAACGGGCGAGGCUUGAUGCUGAACCCCCGGCAAUUAUCGAAGUCCCACCUCUUCCUCCAGGUCGCUUAAGUUAUGCGCAGCUCUUCACCCUAACAGAGGAUACGGGACUCUCCUCCUUCGACGUAAAGCAGCUCCCUACUGACCUUCUCGUUAAAAUCGUCAUUCCUCUUCUCGCGCGUGUUGACCAGUCUUCAAUGAACCAAUCUCUUGAUGCUAUAAGAAUGCGAUACGAGACCUACCAAAAGCAACAAAUGACAACCCCUCAGGCAGCGCCGGUCGAAGAGGAAGAUGAUUAUGAGCCCGAAUACCAGCCCAUGGAUGUUCCACCGCUCGCUGCAGAUCACGAAGACGCUGUGUCCGCGGAGAUCGUAGGCGAACAACCAGACCUUGUGUCCCUUGGGCCAUUCGUUCUGCCUCAGCCCCCACCUUUGAGCGAAGAAGAAGCCGCAGAGGCUGGACGGGGCGCUGUUGGAAGAGUAUUUGGCAUGGUUGCAUCUACGACAGUGGCUCCGGCCUCGGGAAAGAACAAAGGUCAACAUAAUCUUGGCUUUUCUAGAUUAGCGGGUAGCACAUUUGACCGGGACGCCUGGGUAACUCUACUCGUUCGACUUGCGACAAGAGCCCCUGCUGGACUUGAAGCAGGGGGCCAAAAGACGGAGUCGGAUAUGUCAGCCAGGAAAAGGCCAACAAUCUCGGAUUCAAUCCGAGAAACACUUUAUCGACAUAUCCUAGAAGAUUUCAGGGCACGUGUCAAUGUUGGGAUAUCAUGGUUAAACGAGGAGUGGUACAAUGACCGAAUCCAAAUGAAGCUGACCGCUUCCCAGCGGACAGAAGAAGACGAGGAAGUUUCGGUACCGUUGCAUUAUGACAAAUGGGCUCUACGACUCCUGGAUGGGUUUCUACCAUAUCUGGAUUCUCGCGACACUAAGAUCUUUAUUCGCUUUCUCAGUGAGAUUCCUGAGGUGACGAUCCCGAUCACCAAACGAAUUGCUAGCCUUGCCAAGGAUCCAGAGCGAGUAAAUCUUUGUGUCCAAUCCUUAAUGUAUUUGAUAAUGUUCCGCCCACCGGCGCGAGAAAUAUGUCUCAAUGCUUUGGAGGAAGUUUAUGAAACCUACGAGGAGUCACGUCCUUCUGCAGGCAAGGUCCUGGCAAAGUGGCGACCACAAAGAGUUGCACAGCUAAAAGGCGAACAAACUACCCUGGUAAGACGCUCUGCUGAAGCGCAACCGGCCGGCGUGCCACUUGCGAACGGUGUCAAAGACCCCAGGCUCGCCUCUUUGCCGGUCUCUCAGGCCUCCGAUACCACAGCUGCUUGAUUUUGAGCGUUCUGCAAGACAUUCCGAAAGAAAUCAAUGCCAGUGAUUCCCCAUCAACUUUUAUCCGGCCGAUAUCCUUGCCAGAUAUACACCCAUUUUGGAGCGAGCACAUGCAGUGGUUCUUUUACGCUGCAUUGCUGCAACAACUGCAUGAUGUACUUUUACGACUACAUGGCUUGAGCAUUAAUUCUCAGACCUAGUUAUAAGAAUAGGUCGAGAUGUGAGAUGUAUAGUAGUGAGUGAAAUGGAGUUAUUUCCAAUACUAUUGCCUCAAGUACGUACGACCGGAUAAAGGUAUCUUUGAGUGAAGUAAGACUCUUUAUACCUAUACAUAUAUCAGAUACGGUUAUUUGAUAAUUUAUGUUAUAUCAAUCUUUGAUUUGCACUUUUAUUUCCUUUGAUAGUAUUCCAGUUGUGCGAGUGUACCAUAUACCUAAUGUUUUCCCUUUUCACUUUUUCUCCUCUCUACAUAG
Molecule: messenger RNA, 3177 nt
Organism: Aspergillus ochraceoroseus IBT 24754
Lineage: Eukaryota; Fungi; Ascomycota; Eurotiomycetes; Eurotiales; Aspergillaceae
Product: RNA-processing protein PTA1
Exons: 8
Coding region: 413-2704 (763 amino acids)
Cellular component (GO): mRNA cleavage and polyadenylation specificity factor complex
Source: RefSeq, a predicted model, not a curated record